GGGAACCAGCAGCCUCUCCGCCCCGCCCAGGAGCGCGGGGGCCGCAGCGAGCAACACGGCCGGCUCCCGCCGGUGGCUGGGGCCUUCCGGCUCCCGACCAGCGCCCUUGGGGCGGAUGUGAAGGGGCAGGACCUUGUUCCCAACUCCAGGAACCUCUUCUGGACCACGGGCGCAGCAGCAGCACCCAACGCUAGGGUGAGCAGCGGGCAGGUUUGUUCCAGUGCAUUUGAGGAAGAAAUAAAACUCCCUUGGCCCAGCCGCGGUAGGUCCUAAGCCCGGAAGCUGCCCUGGGAGGCGGCCUCGACAAGGCUGUCGGGCCGCGGGUUUCGACCCUUGGAGCUUUGGAGCCAACAGUCCCUUUCAAGUUUGCGCGGCGCGGGCCCGGCGCGCAGGUUCCGGCUCUCGGGCCCGCGCGCUCCGCCGGUGGCGCCCGCAGCCCGCUCUCGGCCAGCCCUGGUGGAAGAGGCGGAGCCCCGUUUUCGCCCCGCCCCCUCCUUGCGCAGCCAAUAGAUGGCGGCGCCCGGCCCCACGUGAGGUAAGACCGGCCGGGCAGCAGGCAAAAUGUGAAUGAGAAAGAGGAGCGCGAUUUAAAGGUGCUGGCGGCGCCCGCCGAAGAGAAGUGCGCCAGCUUCGCGCGCUCCCCAGCGGCCCGCGGGAGGCGACGGACUGCGGGUCCGACAGAAGGACGCACCGACGGCUGCGAGCCGGGGCCGAGGGUGGCAGACGAGACGCGCGCGGGCUCCGACGGGCAGGCGGCGGGCAGCGGCACCGGCUAGCCCGCGGGGCCCGGGUGCCCUCUCCACUCCGGGGCGCACGGCCUCACCCCUCGCACCGCCCGCACGCGCUCCCGCCGGGCAUGCAACCCGCCCAGGACUGAGGGUCGGCGGCGCCUGCUUUCAGGGUCCCGCUCGGCCCCUGCCCGGCGCACCCGGCUGUGCUCCCGGCGCCCGGCGGGCUUCCUGGCGGCGGCGCGGCGCGGGGACUUUUCGCCUCUCGCUGGCCUCUCCCGAGCGCGUCUAUGAGCGCAGCGUUCCCGCCGUCGCUGAUGAUGAUGCAGCGCCCGCUGGGGAGUAGUACCGCCUUCAGCAUAGACUCGCUGAUCGGCAGCCCGCCGCAGCCCAGCCCCGGCCAUUUCGUCUACACCGGCUAUCCCAUGUUUAUGCCCUACCGGCCGGUGGUGCUGCCGCCACCGCCGCCGCCGCCACCCGCGCUGCCCCAGGCCGCGCUGCAGCCCGCGCUGCCGCCCGCGCACCCUCACCACCAGAUCCCCAGCCUGCCCACCGGCUUCUGCUCCAGCUUGGCGCAGGGCAUGGCGCUCACCUCCACGCUCAUGGCUACGCUGCCUGGAGGCUUCUCCGCGUCCCCCCAGCACCAGGAGGCGGCGGCCGCCCGCAAGUUCGCGCCGCAGCCGCUGCCGGGUGGCGCCAACUUCGACAAGGCGGAGGCGCUGCAAGCCGACACUGAGGACGGCAAAGGCUUCCUGGCCAAGGAGGGCUCGUUGCUUGCCUUCUCCGCGGCCGAGGCUGUGCAGGCUUCGCUCGUCGGGGCUGUCAGAGGGCAAGGGAAAGACGAGUCAAAGGUGGAAGACGACCCGAAGGGCAAGGAGGAGAGUUUCUCGCUGGAGAGCGAUCUGGACUACAGCUCGGAUGACAAUCUGACCGGCCAGGCGGCUCACAAGGAGGAAGACCCCGGCCACGCGCUGGAGGAGACCCCGCCGAGCGGCGGCGCGGCGGGCAGCACCACGUCCACCGGCAAGAACCGGCGGCGGCGGACUGCCUUCACCAGUGAGCAGCUGCUGGAGCUGGAGAAAGAGUUCCACUGCAAAAAGUACCUCUCGCUGACCGAGCGCUCGCAGAUCGCCCAUGCCCUCAAACUCAGCGAGGUGCAAGUGAAAAUCUGGUUCCAGAACCGGCGCGCCAAGUGGAAACGCGUGAAGGCUGGCAAUGCCAAUUCCAAGACAGGGGAGCCCUCCAGGAACCCCAAGAUCGUCGUGCCCAUCCCCGUCCACGUCAGCAGGUUCGCUAUCAGAAGUCAGCAUCAGCAGCUGGAGCAGGCCCGACCCUGAGGGCCCAGGGAGAGCCGGGGCCUGGACGGCCGUGGAGAAGCCACAGCGCUGGAGGGAAGCACCGUGGCCUCUGCCAUGUUUGAAGCAAACUCAAAGUCACCCCCCAACUUUGGACAUCCCAAGCCCAUUGAGAGUAUAUUCAUUAAAAAGGCUUACAAGACUGCUUUUGAAGGGGUUACAGCUACACCUGAAGAAACACUAAAUAUUUAUUAUACUGUCCUACUUUGUACAUAGAUAUCUAUAUAAACUGGAUCGCAGCUGCAGUAUUUUGAAAGUUAUAGGACCAAACUACCCAGUAAUAUUCUCCACUCACAUUCCCGAAGAAAACAAAACCUCUGCUGUAAUCCGCCUUGCUUAGCAGCCUCCUUUCCAUACUUUUCCAAAGGUAAAAACAUGACACUCAAGAACACACCAUGGGGCUUAUGCUCAUUUUUGUUUCUAUCUUGUUUUUUGUUUUUUGUUUUAGUUGACUGAAAAGCAGAUGUUUGGGGGCAGCCUGGAAAUUUGCUUUGCUUUGGUUUUGCCUGGCUUUCUUUCCUGGGGUUGCACAUCCUAUCUGAGCCAUGUUUGAAGCACGUCUCUGUUGUGUUUAAUUUAUUUCAAUGUCACUUAUUUUCUUAUAAGUUAUGACAUUUAAACAAUCACAG
Messenger RNA from Ailuropoda melanoleuca (giant panda), 2712 nucleotides. RefSeq names its product gastrulation brain homeobox 2 (gene GBX2). The record is from RefSeq and is a predicted model, not a curated record. The coding region runs from base 1019 to 2065 and encodes 348 amino acids. Gene Ontology annotation, molecular function: DNA-binding transcription factor activity, RNA polymerase II-specific; RNA polymerase II transcription regulatory region sequence-specific DNA binding. The transcript is spliced from 2 exons. Lineage: Eukaryota; Metazoa; Chordata; Mammalia; Carnivora; Ursidae. Gene Ontology annotation, cellular component: nucleus. Gene Ontology annotation, biological process: regulation of transcription by RNA polymerase II; regulation of nervous system development.